This is a messenger RNA of Rotaria sp. Silwood1, 2697 nucleotides long. NCBI's taxonomy places the organism in Eukaryota, Metazoa, Rotifera, Eurotatoria, Philodinida, Philodinidae. The record is from the annotation of a GenBank genome assembly.
AUGAGUACGUCACUUGGACAACGUAAACUAGAAAAACUUGAAAAAGGCAAAGAAAAAGGUAAAGCUGGUGGUAAAGGUAUAAAAGCAAUUUCACCUAUUCUUGAUGGACCAACUGAAUCUGAUACAAGUCGACCACUUGAUUCUGAAGAAAUUCAAGCAUUAGCUAUACGACUUGAUGAACUUGAAAAAUUACGUCAAGAUAAAAAAUCCAUUGAAGAACAUCAACAACAAAAAUCAUUUAUUGUUAAAAAAACUAAAACUGGUCCACAAAAACAACCAAUACAAGUAGCAAAAAUUGCACCACAACAACCAGUACAAGAACAAUUAAUUAGUUCAGGAAUAAGAUUUGAUUCAUCGGGUAAUUUACUUCCAUAUAGUAUUCUUGGAACAGUUAAUGAUUAUGUUACUGAAUUACCAGAUGUUGAAGCUGCUGAACUUUGUACAACGGAUAAAGAUAAAAAAACUGCUGAAGAUAUUCCAGAAGUUGGUACAUAUGAUAAAAAAUCUAAACGACGAACUGGUAGUCCUGAUGGUGGUGGACGUUCAUUACAAAAUUGGAAAUUUCGUAUGGAUGAAAGACAACAAGUGAUGAAAAAUAUGUCAAAAGGAUUAAAACGAUCACCAGCUACUUUAUUAAUGAAUCAAACAGAUCGUUGGCGUGAACGUAAAGAACUUCUUGAAUUAAUGGAUGCAACAUUACCAUUAUUACAAAAUGGAAAAAAUUGGCGUUUACAUAGUGAAUUUUGGACACAACAACAACUUAUUGGAGAUGAUGAUACAGGAAUACAUACUACAUUAACACGUACAGAAACUGGUUGUCCACCACCAUUUGAAACUAUUGGUAAACCAAAUGUUGGUCUUCUUGAAACUGGUAUAAAUUUAACUAAUAGAACUUCUCAAAUAUUAAAUAAACGAGAAUGGUUUAAUUCUGAAUAUUUGGAAAAACGACUUAAUCAAUUAAAUCCAUAUAUGAAAGAAAUAGUUCCACAUAAAGCUGAUCUAUCAUCAUUAGAAAUAAUUGGUUAUAAUACAACAAGACGUAAAAGUCAACAAAAAAAUAAUAUUGAAAUUCAUCUUUGUGAAAAAAUUAAUGAUAAAGAUAAAGAUAAAGAAUAUGAAACAGAAAUUACAGAUAAUAUUCAAUUAAAUGAUGAUGAUAAAGAAAAUGAAAAUAUUGGUGAUACAUUUAAUGAUAUACCAGAUAUUGUUGAUGCACCAAUAAUGGGUCCAGCUUUAAAAAUUGAUACAUUUAUAUUUCAACAAAUGCCAAAUGUAAAUGAAAAUGAAGAACUUGAUUUUAUCUAUGAAAUUCGUGUUCAAUUUGAUAGUCAAGUUAAUGAAAAUGUAACACGUAUGGUUGAAAUAAAAAAUGUUGGAACAACAGUUUUUUAUUAUGAAUGGCAACAAAAACCAUAUACAAAACCAUUUGAUAUUGUCAAUUCAAAAACUCAACGAUUCUAUUUUGAUAAUCGUACAAGUUCAAUAUUACCAAAUGAUACUCUCAAACUUUCAUUUGUAUUUAAAUCAAGUGAACCAGGAAUUUUUACUGAACGUUGGCAAUUAUUAACACGUCCUGUUCUUUGUGGUGGUCGACCAAUUAUUUUUACAUUACGUGGAGUAACAAUGGAAGAAGAUAUUCAUCGACAAACACGUGUUAAUAUUGAAAAAAUGCUUCUUCAUAAAGAAGCUGAAAGUAUUGUUCGAAAAAUUGUUUCGAAUAUACUUGAUAAUGUUCGAACACCUGAACGAAUACAUUCACCUGUUGGUUUCUAUAUGACUGAACAAGAACAAUUUCAACAAAAUAAUCCUGAUCUUUAUUAUGAUUAUGAAAUAGUUGAACAAAUAAAAAAAUUAUAUGAACAAAUUGUACAAGAAUAUGAAGAACAAAAAUGGGAUUUAUCAAUUGAUACAUUACGUAAUAAAAUUUUAUCAUUUGAUGAAGAUAAUCCAAAUAAACAAAUAUAUCUUGAACAACUUAAUCAAGCUAUUCAUCAAUUGACACUUCAACCAAUAUUACCAUCUGAACAAACAACUUAUUUAGUUUGUUAUGAUAUUGUAAAUCAAUUUAUUGAUUCAUUUGUUGAUACUAUGAUUAUUGUUCAUCAAAAACUUCAAAUUGAUGAACCAUCAAGUGAAUCUUAUCCAGAUAUUGAUUUAUAUGGUUAUGAAUUUGAAUCAUGGAAAAAAUUUUUUGAAUAUACAAAACAACAAGAAAAUGAAAAACGUAUCAAAAGUGCGGCUGGUGGUGCAAGUAAAGAUAAAAAGGGACCACCACCUUCUAAAUUAGAAAGAGGAAAAUCACCAAAAAGAUCUCCAGCUCCAUCUCAAGCUCCAUCAGCUGUUGGUAAACGUGGAGCAGUUAGUGGUACUGCUUCUCAAAUGAGUAAACGAUCAUCAUUUAUAAGUCCAGCUAAACCAGAUAAAGAACAUAUUCAAUUAACAUCAGAACAAUUAGAUCAACGUUACAAAAUAAAUCAAGAAGCAUAUUUACCAAUAUAUACUUUAUUAUGUCAUACACUUGAUCAUUUAGAACAAGCAUUAGAUGAUUUAUCAGAAAAAUCUCUAUCAAAUAAUGAAAAUACACUUUAUACACAAUUAGCAACAACAAUACAAAAUCAAUCAUUAAAUGUACUUGAUAUACUUAAAGAUGAAUUAACACGUAAUGUAACAUCAAUGGAUGUAAACAGUUUUUUUUAA